AUGCUACAGAUUCCAGCACUGGCCAGUUCAUUAGCAGCCAUUGGAUAUGAAAAAGUUAAUAAGCUUUCCUUAACUUUGCUGACAGAUGAGGAUAUUGGAAAAGGUGGCCUUGGAGCUACUCCUGCUCUGAGUAUCUGCACAAUGAACGUGUCCAGCUGUGGUAAAGACUUGUUGGUAGCGAGAUGGACUUCAUUAUUGCUGCUCCUUCUGCUCCUGCAGUUCCCUGAGAUUGUCAGCACAAAUGCAGAGAGCAGAUUGGGUCAGCAGCCAAAACCUCAAAAUGGCUUUAGCAUUCUGGAGAAUCUUGCCAUUGCUGAAUUUGCCUCUAUUGUUAUUCCCGAGUUUCAAAAGUUCCCAUAUACGACAUAUCCUAAUCCACAAAUGAGACUCCGCUAUUUGCCAAAUUACUACCAUCAUGUCCUUGUUUUUGUGUUUGCCAUGGUUGAGAUCAAGAGGAAUCCCCGACUCUUACCCAACAGCACAGUAUUUGCCACCAUCACUAAAAAUGCUUACAAUGAAAUGGGCUCCUGUAAAGGGACUAUGGAUCUCCUUUUUCUAAGACAGGGGAACCCCCUUAACUACAUCUGUGACAAGACAUACAAGCUAAUGGCCAUCAUUGGAGGGCUCACCCUUCAGAACUCCAAGCAAAUGCCCCACAUCUUAAAUAUCUACAAGAUACCACAGUACUUUCCCCAUGAAAGCUCGCUCUUUAUCGUAGAAAUGGAGCAAACAGAAAACUGUGGAAAACAUGAAUUGCUGUUUGUUCCAAAUCAGCAGCAAAAACUUAGUUAUGGCUCCUUUGAGCCUGCCUUGAGUGAUAAAACACAGUUCCCUUCUGUCUAUCGGAUGAUCCCAAAUGAAAGUCCUCAAUAUGCUGGGAUUGUUCAGCUGCUUCAACAUUUUGGAUGGACCUGGAUUGGGCUCAUUGUUUCACAUGACGACAGUGGAGAAAAGUUAUUGAGGACUCUCAUUCCUUGGUUACUCCAGAAAAAUAUUUGCAUUGCUUUUAAGCAAGUUAUUCCAACCCUGGAAGGCAUCCACAGAGUAACAUCUACGAAUUUAAUUAAUAAAGUAAGAUCUAUUCUUUUAUCAUCCAAAACCAAUGUGAUUCUUGUUCAUGGGAAUUCGCAGUCUAUGGAGGUCUUACGAAUGGUUCUGCAUGUCGAUGAAAAUGGACCUAAACCAAUGGAGAGGGUUUGGGUCGUAACAGCUCUGUGGGAUUUUGCAUCUGUGUUGGAUAGUCGGGCAUUCACACCAAAAUCUUUCAAUGGAACCUUGUCCUUCUCACUCCACGCUAAUGAUGUUGCAGGAUAUAAAGAGUUCCUUGAGAUUUUAAAUCCUACUAAGACUGUACUUUAUGAUAUUCAUCAUUUCUGGUCGAGUGCAUUUUUGUGCUCAUUCCCCACCUAUAACAUUUAUGCAAAAACCUCAAGAAUUUGUACUGGGCAAGAGAAGUUGAGGAGCCUUCCACAGAUUGUGUUUGAAAUGGGAAUGUCUGGCCAAGCUUACAGUAUCUACAAUGCUGUGUAUGUUAUAGCACAUGCUCUCCAUGCGAUGCUUUCAUCGAGAUUAAAGCAGAAGCUUAUGGGAGCAAUAGCCAGACGGAAUCUUAAUGUCCAUCCAUGGCAGCUCAUCCACUUCAACAAUAGUGCUGGAGAAGAAAUAUUUUUUGAUGAAAAUGGAGACUUGGCAACUGGAUAUGAUAUUGUCAACACUGUCACCUUUUCCAAUCUGUCCAUCCAUAGAGUCUGUGUUGGAAGGGUGGACCCACAGGCUCCUGAAGGGAAGAAAUUCACCAUCAAUGGAAGUGCUGUUGUGUGGAACCACAAGUUUAAGCAGCUGCCUCAAAUUGUCAGCAAGAAGGCUGACAAUGGAUUGGGUCAGCAGACAAAGGUUCGUGAUGACUAUGGCAUUCCAGAGGACAUUUUCGUCGAUGCAGAUCAUUGUGACAAGUGCUCUGAUGAUCAGCAUCCUAACAAGAACCAGGAUCAGUGCAUGCCUAAGCAUAUAAUCUACCUAUCAUACAGAGAACCCUUGGGAAUAAUUCUUACUUCAUUUGUUCUUUUCCUUUCUCUGAUUACUCUUGUGAUAACGUGGAUCUUCAUUCAACACCAGGAGACUCCCAUUGUCAAGGCCAACAACUGGAACAUCACCUGCACUCUCCUCACUUCCCUGUUGCUUUGCUUUCUCUGCUCCUUCCUAUUCAUUGGAAAGCCUGGGAAAGUGACCUGCCUUCUCCGUCAAACAGUCUUUGGGAUUGUCUUCUCCCUGGCUGUUUCUUGUGUGUUGGCAAAAACCCUCACUGUGGUUCUGGCCUUCAUGGCCACCAAGCCAGGAAACAGGAUAAGGAAAUGGAUGGGGAAGAGGUUGGCAGUGUCAGUCAUCAUCCUUUGCACUCUUAUUCAAACUGGCAUCUGUGCACUGUGGUUGGCAACCUCUCCUCCCUUCCCGGAGUUUGACAUGCAUUCACAGACUACCCAAAUCAUUGUGCAGUGCAAUGAAGGAUCAGCCACCAUGUUUUAUACUGUCCUGGGCUACAUGGGGCUCCUGGCCAUCAUCAGCUUCACUGUGGCUUUCUUGGCCAGGAAGCUACCUGAUACUUUCAAUGAAGCCAAGCUCAUCACCUUCAGCAUGUUGGUUUUCUGCAGUGUUUGGGUGUCCUUCGUCCCCACCUACUUGAGCACCAAAGGAAAAUAUAUGGUGGCUGUGGAGAUCUUCUGCAUUUUAGCCUCUAGUGUGGGAUUGCUGGGUUGCAUAUUCCUCCCGAAGCUCUAUAUUAUUGUACUUAGACCAGAAUUGAAUGCCAGGGAUCAACUAAUAAGGAAACAGAAUUUUGCCAUCUGA
This is a messenger RNA of Podarcis raffonei (Aeolian wall lizard), 2844 nucleotides long. RefSeq names its product vomeronasal type-2 receptor 26-like. Gene Ontology annotation, biological process: G protein-coupled receptor signaling pathway. NCBI's taxonomy places the organism in Eukaryota, Metazoa, Chordata, Lepidosauria, Squamata, Lacertidae. The record is from RefSeq and is a predicted model, not a curated record. Gene Ontology annotation, cellular component: membrane. Bases 1 to 2844 code for a protein of 947 amino acids. Gene Ontology annotation, molecular function: G protein-coupled receptor activity. The transcript has 8 exons.